CUUGCAUACAAGAUAAUCGCCACACUGAUGGUAGGGGGUCGCCGUGGCCCGCCGUAAUAUAUGUAAUGUACGCGUUGAAAUAAUCGACUCGAACGUCUUCAAACGUGGAAUCAUUUGUGUCGCGUUCUUAAGUUUUACAGCUACUUCGGUUUAUGUUAUUAAUUAUCAUGAAUUAUGAGGAUGCAAUCUUGUAGAAUAACAAUAUCAUACAAAAGUGCGUUAUUUUACGUUUUUUACAUUUGUGUGUUAUCUCUAAUGAAUAUCCUACGGAGUUGAAAUAGAUCGUUCAACAAUUCGCCAUUCCAAGUUACGCGAUUUGGCAACGUGCGAUCAAUUAAAAAUGAACCAAGUAAUAAUUUAAGUAUACGCAUAUAAAUGUGAAAAGGAGGAGACGUCUUUUUUUCAUCUUAUUUAUAUAUUUCAAGAAUCCACAAAUAAUUCUCAGUUAAUAAUCUUGAAUGGGUGAUGCACGCGUUUUCGAGCAAAGUCGAUGGAAUGCUGUUUUUGUUAUGUUGUGUAAUUACCAUAAUCCAUGGAUUUAAUCUCCAAGAAGCUCUGGAUAUGUCUGGAUGUUUGGCGCUAUGUAGAAAUGAAUCGUGUCGAAAUCAUUGUUUGCAAUCUACGGGCGAGUUUGAGCCUUAUCCGAGAACAAACGAGGAGGCCGGCGCGAAUGUCACUUUACACUGCAGAGGAAUGAACGUGCUAAUAAUUAAACAUAAUCCUGGAAGCUAUGUUAUUCAACAAAGCGUUUCUAACGACACUUGGGGUACAGCCAUAGUGAGCAAUGGCGAACAGUCGAUAUUUUCAAGCUUGGCUCCAGACACACAUUAUCGUUAUCGUUUACAUAGAAUAACACAAUACGGCUUUUCAUUAGCCGAAACAUCAGAUUGGUUUUUAACUUACGCAGUUGACUAUCAACCGAGCCAAGUUGAACAUAUAUCACUUGUAAACAUUCAAGAAGAAAGUAAAAAUGCAAGCCAACUACGAGCAGAAAUUGCUUUUGAAUCUGCUAAAGGUAAUAUACGCGCAUAUGAUAACACUCAAUAUGUGCUUAAAAAAAUUUCUAGUUUUAUUAUAUACUGCAUUGUAGUGAUUAUUAUAUUUUUUUUAGAUCAGAGCUGUAACUAUAAUGUAUUAUCUUGGUCAGGGGAACAUGAUUUGAUCAAUUUUGAUUUAAAAAAGUCUUUAGAUUUCCACUUUUCUCUUAAACACUUACGGUACAAUCAGAAUAAUAGUAUAUCGAUCCGAUCGGGUAAUGAUGAUUUUUCUAAAAUCAGUAGUACAACGACGUUCACUUUUGUCACACCAUCGUGCCUACAAAUUCAUCACAAUUUAAGCAUCUGCGCACCUGAAAAGGUAAAAGGCUUACGAACCGAGUAUAUUCGAAAGCGAAAUGAAGAAUCAUAUGACAUUGCAAUUAAUUGGGAUAAACCCAUUCUACAGCCAGACAAUUACACAUUACAAUUUAAUUCGCUUCGAUUUGAGCCGCGUUCACUAGUUGUAUCUGGAAAUGCAGUCAAAGCUCUCUUCUCGAACGUCGGUGUAAGACUAUGGUAUGAGAUAGAUAUUGUGGCAGAAUCAAUGGGCGGUGUAAGUUUACAAUCGACUAUAUCCGGGAAUAUCGAUGAAGCAUCAGUUACAGAGCCAUUUAAUCGCGAAAUCAUUGUAACGUUAUCAACAUUAGUGAUUAUUGUGCUGGUAUUUGGAAUAAUUUGUAUGCGUCGUCGUAACGAGAAGAAUAAGCGGACUAAUAUAGAAUAUACGCAUUUUGAGGGUUCUAUGGAUUCCUUAAAGAAACCUUUAAAUCGAGAUUAUGCAGUAGAGAAUAGCGAUACUCUUUUGCCUCAUGAUAAAUUUCAACUUGCUCCACAACAGUUGAAGCUUAAAGGUAUAUUAGGUAGUGGAGCCUACGGUAUUGUCAAACUUGCCUCGUUGCGAGAUGAAUUUGGCGCUAUCACAGACGUAGCUGUUAAAAUGAUGAAAGAUAAUCCAACAGUAGAGGACAUAAAAAGUUUUCAUCAAGAGAUUUCAAUGAUGAAAUCCGCUGGUCAGCAUCCGAACAUAGUGUCUUUAAUUGGAUAUUGUACUUUGUACGAUAAACCUUUAUUAGUAGUGGAAUAUUGUAGUAAGGGCGAUUUACAAACCUAUUUAAGAACGAUUUGGCAAAAUAUAGUGAAUGCCGUAUUUGAGUGUAGGACUCACUUGAAAUCUAAUAUCGUAUUUUAUGCCAAUAAGAACACAGAUCAAGAAAAAUGUGUCUCCAACUAUAAGAAUCCGCGAACGAUCGCCAAUCGCUUAUAUGAUAUUCAACAAGAUAUGACAAAAUAUGUAGAAAAUGUUACUUCCGCCGAUUUAUUAAAUUUUGCAAGACAAAUAGCUACAGGAAUGGAAUUUUUAUCUUCUAAUCGAAUAGUACAUCGUGAUUUGGCUGCUCGUAAUGUAUUAGUGCGACCGGAUAGAGUGGUUAAAAUUUCUGAUUUUGGUCUCAGCAGGGAUAUCUAUCAAGAGAAUGUUUAUCGAAAAAGAGGAAAUGGUAAAUUGCCUUUAAAGUGGAUGGCAAUUGAAGCUUUAACGCAUCAAAUAUAUACUACUUACAGCGACGUAUGGGCUUUUGGUAUCUUAUUAUGGGAAAUAGUCACUUUAGGAGCCAUGCCUUAUCCUGGUACUCCGACAAAUAGAAUUUUACAAUUUCUCAAAUCCGGAUAUCGAAUGGAGAGACCACCAAAUUGUAGUCGCGAAUUAUACAGCAUAAUGUAUUCAUGUUGGAAUAUAAGACCACAAAGCAGACCUACUUUCACCGAAUUAAAACAAAGCUUGGAUAAAUUACUCAGUAAUUAUUCGGGAAAUAAAUAUUUGAGUCUAUGCGAUGUUUUAUAUGAAUCAGCUGACGAAAGUAAUGAAAUAAAAUCGAUUAAUGCAUGUUAAUUAUGUAUAGCACAACUAUCAACUAGCUCAUUAAAUUGACUUUUAUCAUACUCGAA
Molecule: messenger RNA, 2981 nt
Organism: Wasmannia auropunctata (little fire ant)
Lineage: Eukaryota; Metazoa; Arthropoda; Insecta; Hymenoptera; Formicidae
Product: tyrosine-protein kinase receptor torso-like
Exons: 18
Coding region: 466-2925 (819 amino acids)
Biological process (GO): multicellular organism development; cell surface receptor protein tyrosine kinase signaling pathway; positive regulation of kinase activity
Cellular component (GO): signaling receptor complex
Molecular function (GO): transmembrane receptor protein tyrosine kinase activity; protein binding; ATP binding
Source: RefSeq, a predicted model, not a curated record